This is a messenger RNA of Radiomyces spectabilis, 1681 nucleotides long. Its product is annotated as Dymeclin. Bases 154 to 1518 code for a protein of 454 amino acids. Lineage: Eukaryota; Fungi; Mucoromycota; Mucoromycetes; Mucorales; Radiomycetaceae. Gene Ontology annotation, biological process: Golgi organization. Gene Ontology annotation, cellular component: Golgi apparatus. The transcript is spliced from 10 exons. The record is from RefSeq and is a predicted model, not a curated record.
AUUCAUACCAGACAACGACAAGCUCGCGAUUGAUCCAGAAGUACAAGAGGAUACGAGACCGAUACGAGAACAAAUUUUAGAUGCGCUGUUAACCAUCAUUGUGAAUUCGGAUCCGCACUUCAUCACACGCGUGUCACCGAAAAGAAUUAUUUCAUGGAUGUGCUGAUGGAACGAUUCAGUAAUCGAACGGAUGCUAUUGUCGCGAAACUGCUCGAAAACGCAACUGAACAAAAGUCCCCUCCAGCUCAAUCAUCCAGCAUGGUUUACAGUGCUUACAAUUAUCUUUUUGCGUCUCGGACGGGAUCUGCCGGGGAUGCUGAUUCGUUGCCGGUCGCCGAUCGGAGCUUGCUGCUGUUGCUGUUACUGGCCACGCAGCGUUCUUCAAAUGGCGAAUGGGCAGGCUACCGACACGCAUUAAAAGGGCUGCGCGAUCAUCACGUCCUGUCAUCGGAUUUGGAAAAUAUGGAUCAGAAAAUUCACUUGAUCUCUUACAAAGAAAUGUUUGAACUGUUUUGUCGAUCGCUGGCGAAUGAAGAACGGAUGUUAUUGUUUUAUCUCAUGUUGAUUGAAAACGAAUCUUUCCGUGUAUAUGUGCUGUCACGCACUGACCCUGAAAUAAUUUAUAUACCCAUGCUGAAGUUGAUUUAUGAAUCCAUCGAGGGCAAGACCAACUAUUCUCAGCUAUAUGUACUUUUAACGUGUCUGCUGAUUUUCAGUCAAGACGAUGUGAAUAAUGAAACAAUACAAAAAAUUAUGUCCAAUAAUUUAGCAUGGUUCACAGAACGACCGCUUCUCAAAAGCAUAUCACUCGGUGGAUUAGUGACGCUGGUGUUGAUCCGUACUCUACAGUUGAACUUAUCCCAUCAAAAAGACAUAUACUUUCAUACCAAUUGUUUGGCAAUCCUCGCCAACAUGUCGAGCGCCAUGCUGGAUAUGCAUGCCUAUGUUGCUCAACGAAUCAUCAGCUUAUUUGAAUUGAUUGCACGACGAUAUCAGAAAUUUACGGCUAAAAUGCAAGAAACAGGCGAGGAAGAUGUGUCAGUUUUUGAAGACCUUUUGGCGCUGAUGUUGGAGAUUAUCAAUUGUGUCUUGUCUCAUCGUCUGAAAAACAAUAUCCAGCUGGUGUACGUGCUGUUACUUAAAAGGGAUAUUUUUGCCCCUUUCCGGUUGCAUACGCGCUUUUCCGACCUCAUCUAUAAUAUUGAACAAGUGAUCAAUUAUUUCAAUGGACGUGUGUCGGAUGCCAAUCUGAAAGCGCCAUCGACUUCGGAAGUGUUGCGCGUAAUUGAACAGGCCGCCAGGACGUGGUCACCGAAUCAGCUAAAAUCUCUACCGGAUCUCAAAUUCCAAUACGAAGAGGAAAUGGAUGCUCGCGAAUUUUUCUUGCCCUAUAUCUGGGCGCUCAUUCACCGAAGAACGUUUAUUUACUGGAGCGAAGAAAAGGCCCACAUUUUACAAGAGUACCGGCUGCUCAACAUGGAUACGGCCGACGAUGGUGACCCUCAUCACGAGAAAUGAAAGCAAAAAGGAUAGAUAAUCAUCGCAACAUAUCACGUCACCACAAACCCAUCUUACAUCCUUUCCCCUCUUCGUCACUACCUCUAUAUAUUAGUCUAAUCCAUUUUGUACAAAAACAAAAUACAAUUAUCCAUUGGGUUGCCUAUGUAACGUUACUGUUACC